Molecule: messenger RNA, 3368 nt
Organism: Hippoglossus stenolepis (Pacific halibut)
Lineage: Eukaryota; Metazoa; Chordata; Actinopteri; Pleuronectiformes; Pleuronectidae
Gene: fgf13a
Product: fibroblast growth factor 13a
Exons: 5
Coding region: 749-1489 (246 amino acids)
Biological process (GO): cell differentiation; positive regulation of protein phosphorylation; positive regulation of cell population proliferation
Cellular component (GO): cytoplasm
Molecular function (GO): growth factor activity; fibroblast growth factor receptor binding
Source: RefSeq, a predicted model, not a curated record
UGCUCUCAGCAGAACCGCUGAGUCUGUGCUUUGCGCUGCGCUCGGAUACUGCAUCCACGAUGAGGCGCCUCCUGCUUUUACCUUGCGCUGCCUCGCUUCAGCAGAAGACAGAGGAACAGAUGGAGGUUCCUCAGUGAGUCGCUCACAUCCUCGUUGCCUUUUCUAAUGCGCAGUGGAAGUCUCUUCUCUGGCAGCAGCAGUGGGGGAUUAGGGGGGAACCCAGAAACGAGAGCACUGCAAACAGGUGUUUACAUCCUAUGGCUGAGCACUGAGCUUCCUUCACGACGGCCUGCCUCCUCGAACACCGUCUGCACAUGUACUUUAGAGACAUGAUGCAAAGCCACUAGCAGAGUCUGGGGUUUGUGCGUAAUUGUUGUGCUGCUGAGGAGAUGGUACAGUUGGGGGAGCAUGCGGCGCGUCGUGGUGAAAGACUUUGCGCAGCUUCACGGUGGAAUGUGUGGUUUUCAUUUUUUAAGUUUCACUUUUGUUCACGGACAUGCCACGGAGAAUUUCUGAGUGAAAAAUGAUUCGCCUGGACAUCAUCUAACAGGCCUCACCGCACCGCUGGGACUAUUUGAUUGAUGAAUUCUUCAUGAUCUACUUUGUCAUUUAACGCAUCGCUGUAGUUGCCUCAGAUUGUCACCACCGCGUCUGGACGUUUUCCCCUUCAGAAUCCAGUUUUUCUGGAUUCAAAGGGAGUGAUAAUUUCCACGCAAGUUGUUUUUUCCAAAGCGCUGCCAAACUGGCCAUGGCAGCAGCGAUUGCCAGCUCCCUCAUACGGCAGAAGAGGCAGGCGAGGGAGCGGGAGAAGACGAAUGCCUGCCGCUGCGUGAGCAGCCCCACUAAAGCCAAAGGGAGCUGUGAAAAGCCCAAUCGACUGAACGUUUUCUCCAGAGUCAAACUCUUUGGUUCCAAGAAGAGGCGAAGGAGACGACCAGAGCCCCAGCUGAAGGGGAUAGUGACGAAGCUGUACAGUCGACAAGGUUUCCACCUGCAGCUGCAGGCAGAUGGAACCAUUGAUGGAACGAAGGAGGAAGACAAUGGUUACACCACGUUCAACCUUAUUCCAGUGGGGCUGCGAGUGGUGGCUAUCCAGGGGGUGCAGACCAAACUCUAUCUGGCUAUGAACAGUGAGGGCUUCCUGUACACAUCAGAACACUUUACGCCAGAGUGCAAAUUCAAGGAGUCGGUGUUCGAGAACUAUUAUGUGACAUACUCCUCCAUGAUAUACCGGCAGCAGCAGUCGGGCAGGGGCUGGUACCUCGGUCUGAACAAGGAAGGAGAAAUCAUGAAGGGGAACCAUGUCAAGAAAAACAAGCCAGCAGCCCACUUCCUUCCCAAACCUCUAAAGGUGGCAAUGUACAGAGAACCAUCCCUCCAUGACUUGACAGAGUUCUCCCGCUCUGGCAGUGGCACGCCCACUAAGAGUCGGAGCGCCUCGGCCGUGCUCAACGGGGGCAAAGCCGUGAGCCAGAACGAGUCGACGUAGCCCGGUCGCCGAAUCCAGGCCUGUGGCCGAACCAUGAAACCUUACCUCCAGCAGAGCGUGACUCCAAGCAGACUUCUCUCACCGAUCAGCUGUUCAGGACUAGCUACAACAAACAACACACAAAGACCCACACACCAUCUAUAUAUUAAUAAAAAAACUGUCAAUCAUUGUUUCUGUCUCAAAAAUAGUAUCAAUAUUUAUGAAACUUAAAGGCACAUAAACCAUUCUGGACUUUGAAAAUAAUAAUAAACUUUUUUUUUGGGCCUUGAGAUCAUUUAUUAUCUUGAUCACUCUUUUGGUGAUGAUUGCAUACCAGUUAGCUCAUGUUUAUCUCACGUUGUUUUGUCUUGAUUUCUCACGUGGACAAUAACUUAUCUUAGGUCAUUUAGACACCAAGCACUCGUGCAUCUGUCAGACAGGGACAGGAAGUUAGACGUGUAGGCAUUCAGGGCAACCAGUAAUGGUGCUGGUGUACAAAGGCUGCGGUGGUACAGUACAAGCCCUGAUCUCUGUCUCUUCCCUGCUUCUGUGAAUACAAAGCCUAUAAACUCCCUGGCGCGGCACAGCCUGGAGUUGCUGGGACUGUGGCCAGCCAGACGGUAGCUCUCCUGCAUCCUAGUGCACACGCUCCGAGACUGAGCUCUCUAGCAUGGGAAAACGAAGCCUAUGUUCAGCUGACCUGAAAUAUAAAAGGGGCAGUGUGGCUCUCUUGCAGUUUUUUUUUUCCAGAGACACCACAGCUGCACCUUGUUUUUUUGCUAAUUUUCUGAAUUAGCCGAGAGCUUUUUAUUUGACAACUGGUUUUUGUUUUUGUCCCCUGUUGUUCUCUCCCCUUACCAUUGUUCAGUAUUUGAAUUCUUUGUCACCGUUUGAUCAUUGAAAGAAAUUCCAGCAAACCAAAGACAGAACGUAAGAGUGUCCCUUUAAGCCACUGAAAACCGAGUCAGAAUAAAGGCAAAGCUGGAAUUUUAUUUUCAUUGUACAUUUUUAAUGAAAGAAAAGCAAAGAUUUUGUGGGGCAAAAAGGAACAAUGGUAAAAAAAAAAGGAAGUGAUUUUAAACACUUAAAAGUUGGCAGCGUGCUUGAUGUCGUGCUUUUUGCUGAUGUGCUCAAUGGCCACGGUCUGAAACAAUUAAUGUGUCCCCAUUCCCUCUGUUACCUCUGUGUUCACGAUGUCUCCGUCUUUUGUCCUCGUGAUCUGUUUUCCCCCCCCUCUGUGCUUGUGUCAUGCUUCAACCCGCCCCGCCAUCCUUUUUUGUCGACUUCUCUUGACUGAUACAGUCCACCAUAGGAAUAUGGUGCAACAAGCCCCUUCCCAGGAUGCUUGUUAUGUGUUUGAGUAACUUAUUGUGGUGACAAUAUUUUCUAUAUUAAAAAAAAAGAAUACUGUGGACUUUUAGGUGGCUUAACAUUUUAUAGGACACGUCAUAUUUGUAAAAGUGAAAAAAUGAAGAUAAAAAAACUAAAAACAAAAAUGAACAUCUUCCCUUUCUUGCACAGGGCAUGUACAAACACAAUUAUGUACAAAAAGGACCCUUUUUAUGGGCUAUGUACUCUUCCCUUCAGCUACAUAACUUCUUUCUGGUACAUACUUCUGGGAGGUUUUCUUUUCUUGGUUUCCUCCGGAGGUGGUUUGUAUUAGGUGAACCUAUCUGUUGCAUGGGAGAAGGCAGGGAAAUUCUGGUCUAGAGCUGCAUGAUGUAGGCUAUGUGUAUUAACCCAUGUUGGAUCAUGUGUUCCAAGCUACCAGGCUAAAUCUGAUGAAACAACAUAUACAGACGGGCAUUGUGGCUGUCUGAUAACUUCCAGUUGUUUAUUAUUUGUUGUAUACACAAAAAUGCACUGAAUAAAAUGUUUAUAUUAAGAUAUACUUUUAAAA